GUUAUUUCGGUUAAUUCGCUUAUUUUUUUUGUGAGAUGACAAAAAAAGGUUUUAUAUAUAAGAUAUAAAUGUGUUAUUUUUCGCACAUAUCAAUUUUUAUGCAAAAGGUAUUGUGGGUUAUGUAGUUUGAGAUGAUGAAUUCAUUCUUACCUAUUUGAGUACUUGUUGUAUUUAUUUAGAUAAUUUUGGAAAUUUCUGGAGUUGAAUUUAUUUGCAUAGUAAAACCCCAGCCCUUUUGUAAUUUGACAACCUAUUAAGUUCCAUCAGCAUGACCUGUGUAAAAUUGAUCUAUAUAAUAUUUUGUCUGUCUGUUCAAGUUGGCUGCCCCACUGCUUUAUUUUAAACCCCCGUCAGAGUAAUUUAAUUCACUUCAUGUUAUCAAACAAACAAAAUGCACGAAAUAUGGAUACAAGUAUAAUGUACGACAGGAGAAAAUUUGAUGGUCAGUAAAAAUAAUGAAGUCUUUUUUUGUCUAUUAUUAUCUAUGGGAAGUCUGUAAAAUAUUUUAGUGCAAAAAAGAAUUCAUGGUUUUUAUGUUUUUUUUUAGAAAUUUAUACAAUAGUGUUUAAGCAGAUGAUAUAUAAAAAUCUUUAAUUUGAAAUAAAAAGGAUUUACCUACCAAACUUGUUACAUCAGAGGUGAAAGUAAUGCAUUGAAAGAUUUUUCACAUCAAGACAUUGGAAAGAGGAAAAUUUUUGUCAGUGAGACGAUCUAACUGCUGUAUUAAAAAUGACGAUGAAAUGUGUGGCUGUUGGUGAUACAGGAGUCGGAAGAACGUCUUUGCUUAUAACGUAUUCAACGAAACCAGAAAUAUUCUUAUUCAACGAUGAAAGGACAGAUCACAUGUGUUGUUGUUAGCGACAGUCGAAAGGAAAAGUGUUAGAACUUAAAAAGAUGAGCAAAGAAAUAAAAUGUGUAGUUGUUGCUGACAUAGGCGUUGGAAGAACUACCUUGCUUAUAACGUAUGCAACUAAACAGUUUCCAACCGAAUAUAUUCCCACUGUCUUCGAUAAUUACGUGGUGGAUGUGGAACUGAAAGAGAGUGAAGAAUCGGCACGUGUUGGUUUGAUGGAAGCUGCUAAUCAUUUUGAGGAGGAAGAAAGACUGAGACCUCUAAUUUAUCCUCAAACAGAUGUGUUUUUGAUAUGUUUCUCGUUAUCAAAUCAAAAAUCCUAUGAACACGUGCGUACAAAAUGGCAUCCAGAACUUAAAAGAUAUCGUCCUACUGCAGCUAUCGUGUUAGUUGGUACAAAACUUGACACACGAAACGAUAAAGAGUAUGCUGAGAAACAUGAAAAAGAAGGGAGAAAGAUAAUUACAACAGAAGAAGGAAUAGAACUAGCGAAAAAAAUAGGAGCUGUGAAGUAUUUAGAAUGUUCUGCAUUGACACAACAAGGUGUAAAUGAAGUAUUUGAUGAAGUAGCUAGAGCUGGGUUAAAUGUUUUGAAAACAACUCAUACUCCAACUCAAAGAAAAAAAUGUACAUUGUUAUAAUUUAUUAGUAAUAUUAUAUUAAGACGUUUACACCAUCCGUUAAUUGUUGAUGCUGAUGGAAGGAUGUCUUGUGCAUUACAUAAAAAAAAUCAAUAACAGAGAUAGCUUUUUUUAUGUGUUGGUGGCGCUAAACGAAAUACUUCAGCACAAUAGACCAUCAACUAUUUUAGAUAAACAAAUUAUUUGCUUCAGUUUGAGGAAUAUAUUUCCGCGGACGACUAGACCUUUUCAGCAUCCGCGGAAUUUAUUUAUGCAGAUGUUAAAGAUCAAGGAAAUAUAGCUUUCGACAAAGAA
Hydractinia symbiolongicarpus is the source of this 1788-nucleotide messenger RNA. RefSeq names its product ras-related protein Rac1-like. NCBI's taxonomy places the organism in Eukaryota, Metazoa, Cnidaria, Hydrozoa, Anthoathecata, Hydractiniidae. The record is from RefSeq and is a predicted model, not a curated record. The coding region runs from base 895 to 1494 and encodes 199 amino acids. The transcript has 9 exons. Gene Ontology annotation, biological process: small GTPase-mediated signal transduction. Gene Ontology annotation, molecular function: GTP binding; GTPase activity.